Paracoccidioides lutzii Pb01 is the source of this 1083-nucleotide messenger RNA. RefSeq lists its product as hypothetical. The transcript is spliced from 2 exons. The record is from RefSeq and is a predicted model, not a curated record. The coding region runs from base 1 to 1083 and encodes 360 amino acids.
AUGUCAACAACCCCUAACCCUAUCUCCCAUCCCGCCGAGGAUAUCCCCUCCUCCAGCGCCCCUCCACCACCACCAGCUGAACAACCACAGAACCCCUCAGCCACUUCCACCUCCACAUCACCUCCCUCACCACCCUCGCAAUCCCCCUAUCAUGCCUUCCACACAUACCCCUUCGCCAGCGAUGCGGAAUUCAAGCUGGGCCUCGGCAUGAUUCUGGGCAAGCCGGCGGGAACGCCGGCGACGGAUGAGGAGGUUGAUCAGAUACAGAUACAGAUCGGAGAGGUGGAGGGAGGAGGGGAAGGAAAGAGAGAGGAGGGGGAGUUGCUGUUGAAGGCGAAGUUGUUUUAUUUUGCAAAAAAGUUCCCCACACCAACAACUUCAACCCCCCUAACACCACAAGGCUACAAAGCCUACCUCCGCCAAUUAAGCAACAACCCUCCCACCACCACCACCACCACCACCACCUCCUCCUCCUCCUCCUCCUCCACUACCUCCUCCUCCAUCACCACCUCCUUCUCCACCACCUCCUCUUUUCCCCCCUCCCCCUCCGCCCCUUCUCAACCCUCCUUACCCCCCUCCACCUCCUCCACCUCCACCGCCCCUCCCCAACCUCAGCCCCAGACACCCUCCUACCCAACCCCCUUCGCCCACAUCGUCUCCCUAAUAACCAACAACCAGCCCAUCCCCGGCAUCCAGAAUAUCCCCGACAUAGUGCUGACGGGCAUGGAUAAGCCGAGUGCUAAGGCGAGGCGGAGGAAGCCGUGGGAGGUUGAGGCGGUGGGUGGUUCUUCUGAUCUUGUUACUACUGAUCUUGCUGGUGGUGGUGCGGUGGGUGUGAUUAGUGCAGUCAGUGCAGAUGGGACGGAUGGUACAGUUGAUGAUAGUGCUGGUGAUGACAAGCAAGGAGGCAAAGGCACAGGAGAAGCUGCUAGUGCUGCCGCUGCCGCCGCUGCUGCUGCUGCUGGUGGUGUAAUCAGUCCCGGCAAUGUGCCAGACAAUGCGGGUACUCAGGGCGAUCAUGGUCGGGAUGAAGGUCAGGGCGAGCCGCAGCAACAUCAACAUCAUCACCAUCAGCAGCAGUAG